AUGAUGCCUUUUUCGGGAGCUCAGGCGCCAGCCUCCUCUUUCCCGCCCGGUGCGCAGCCCCCGCCCGCCGCCUCCUCCUCCUCAUGGGAGGCAGCCGCAGCUGUGGCGGCCUCCGGAGCGCCGCAGUGGAACGGGCCCGUGGCGGGCUCGGCCGCGGCGGCGGCCACUGCAUCUGCAGGUGCAGUCACGGCUCCGAUCACGGCGUUUUCGCGGAGAUGUUUCCUGGAUUCGUUGAGCACUUUGGUAGGCCGGAAGUUGUUGCUGCUGGACGAGACCCUCGCAGGCCCGCUGUCGCUUCUGGUGGACACGACGACGCUGCAGCAGCACGGGGUCGACCGCUGCUAUCCUCUGCGAGCCUUUCCCGUCCCCGCGCGAUCGCUGGCUGCCGGAGCUGCGGCCGCCCCGUUUGUGGUUUUCGUCUGUCGGCCGCGACUCGCCCUUCUGCCUCUGAUUGUUCAGCAUAUCCACUUCAUUGAGAAGACGUACGAACCCACUCAGCCGCCCUCCCACUUAUCUGCGUCCUUCUCUUCUUACUCCUCCUUCCCGGCGCCGUCGGCCUUCUCGCCGUCGGGGCGACACUACUUUGUUCUCUUCGUCCCGUCCUCAUCCGACUUCCUUGCCAGCGAACUUCGGCGGCUGCUCUCCAACCCCCCGCCCGUGCCGUCCUCUCUGUCUGCCCCCGCGCCCUCUGACGCAGGCUCAUCCUCGUCUCUCAUCUCGAAUCUCAGCAAUCUGCCCGCGGCUCUCACCAACACGCUGAUGCUCAGCUCGUCGGGCGGGGCGGGCUCGUCGGCAUCCUCGUCGGCGGCGGCAUCCUCCUCUGCACUCCAGCUGAACCUCGACAGCACGACCGUGGCAGGGUGCCCGCUCUACUUCUUCCCGCUGGCCCCAGACGUGCUCUCGAUGGAGUUGCCGAACUCGUUCCGCGAUAUCCACAUCUCCGGCGACCCUUCGCCCUGUCUCUUCGCGGCGGCCUCUGUGCAGCUUCUCCAGCAGGAGCUCCAACAGAGCGCCGUUAUCCCCCAUCUCCGCUGCCUGGGCAGCGCAGCCAAGACGGUCGCCGAUCACCUCAUUCAACAACGAAAAGAGAAGCAGGCAGCUGCGCAGCAACAGGCGCUCUGGGGCGAGCCGGGGGGGCCUCCCGUCCCCACGGGCCUCGACGCUUGGGCCAACGGGGGAGGGCGUGGGGGGCAGGACGGUGGCCGCGGGCUCUUUGCUGGGGGCGAGGUCCACGGCUUCGGUCGUGAAAAGGAGGAUGAACACGACGAAAUUCACGCAGAGCUCGCCCCGGUUGCCCCGCCAGUUCGAUUCGUACUAAGCAAGGAGGACCUUGGUGCAGGCGCCGCCGACGCGGCUGAGGGCGGUCUCGGCGGCGCGGGCGCCACGCGAAUGCCGCCGGGAGGCGCCCCAGACGCCUCUGCAGCCUCAAAAGGCGCGGCGUCGUCUGCCGGCGGAAACGCAGAUCCUUCUUCUGUGAAACACGCAGAAUCCGCGCCGACGGGGCUCAGCGAGGCGAACUCGGGGGGCGACCCCCGGAUGGGGGCCCGAGCAGGCAGUGCAGACGCAAGCGCGGAGGCCGUGGGCGGCAGGCCCAAAGUCCACGGUGACGGCGAGUGGGUAGCGGGUAGUCCGCCGUCGGCGGGGCUCCGAGGCCCCCCCGAGACUGGGGGCGGCCUCACCGCGUGCGGGCCGACGAUGCCAAAGAUCGACAUGCUCGUUUUGGUUGACCGCCGCUCAGAUCUCAUCACGCCGUUGUGCUCGGCCUUCACGUAUGAGGCACUUUUGGACCUUGUGUUUGGCAUCGAUUCCGCCGCACUGGAAGUCCCUCGGCAGCUCCUCCAUCAGCAGUCAGCGAGCGGCGCCGGCGGGGUCAACGCGGGCGCGCCGGGCAAGAACGGCAUCCCAGUUUUGCUGCCUGGCGGGCGCCGCCAGAAGGUGCCUUUGUCCUCCGACGGGCUCUUUGCGACUUUGCGAGACCUGCACCAGUCAGCGGUCGGCGGGCACCUCCACCGGGUGGCGAACGAGAUUCAGCAGACUUACAAGGAGAAGGACAAGCUGCGCUCCAUUCAGGAGAUCUCGGUAUUCAUGAACAAGUUCAAAGUCAAGCAGCAGGAACACUCCUCGCUCUCUCUUCACGUCCGGCUGGCGUCGUUCCUCGCCUCCGUCACCAAGGAUCCCGCCUUCUUCAAGCGCCUCACACUCGAAGAUGAGCUGCUGCAGUCCGCUGGGAGUGGCGCGGCAGGCGCCGGCGGCUUCAGCGGAGGGACGCUGAGCGCCUCAGCCCUCACGCAGCUGGAAAACAUGAUCGACGCGACCGCUCCCUCAGGCGACCUCUGGUGGUCUGUGCCGGGCGCGUCUCCGUUUUUGGGCUCCCACGCGCCCGGAGGCGAGGACGCGCCGGGGAGCGGCGGCUCUGGCGGGGCCCCGGGGGCGGCGGGGCGCGGAGGCGGCGUGGGCGGCCUCGCAGUCCACCCCGCGAGGCCCGCGGCGGCCCCAUGCGUCGAGGAUGUGUAUCGGCUGCUCUGCCUCGCCUCAGUCGUCAACGGCGGCCUUAGGGGGAAGCAGCUGGAGACCCUCCGCCGCGGCUUGGUGCAGCAGCACGGGCUCAAGGAAGCCGCGCGCAUGGCUCGGCUCCAGAAGGUCGGCCUCCUCAGGCAGUCUGACGGAACAGGCGCCGGGGGAGGGGGGUCCAGCGGCUCCGGAGCCAGCAAGGGUGGCGGAAACGUCGUAGGAAGUUGGAAGACGCUGAAAAAAGAGUGCAACCUCAUGGUUGAGGAGGAGCAGUCCGCCGACGACAUCGCCUACGCCUGCUCGGGAUACGCGCCGCUGUCUGUCCGCCUGCUUCAGUUUUUGCAUGAGCAGCCGAACGGGUGGCGGUCGAUUCCGCACAUUCUGUCUCUCUUGUGGGGGCCGGCGAUGGAGGUGCGCCAGCAGCAGCCGGCGGCGGGGCCCCUGCAGGCUCAGCAGAGGCUUUUGGAGCUGCAGAGACUGCAGAAGAGCGAGCGGGCGCCUCCGGCGGACGGCGGAGACAGCUCGAACAUCAUGACUGUGAUGGUCAUGUAUCUUGGCGGCGUGACUUACGCCGAAAUCGCUGCGAUCCGCAAGCUGAACGAGCUCGAAGUCGUGAAGCACGAGCAGCAUCUGCAGCAGCAGGAGCUGGCUGCGCGGCAAGGCGCCGCGCCGCCGCCUGGAAAGCCCCCCACGCGACGCCGAUACAUCAUUGUGACGACGGAGAUCACCAACUACAAAAAGCUGCUCGCCAGCUGCGGAGAUGCGGCUGAAGAUCCGUGUGAACGCUUCCCCUGGCGGGCCGUCGACCCCAACUAG
This is a messenger RNA of Besnoitia besnoiti, 3327 nucleotides long. RefSeq lists its product as uncharacterized. Gene Ontology annotation, cellular component: vacuole; CORVET complex. Bases 1 to 3327 code for a protein of 1108 amino acids. Gene Ontology annotation, biological process: intracellular protein transport; vesicle-mediated transport. The transcript has 2 exons. The record is from RefSeq and is a predicted model, not a curated record. NCBI's taxonomy places the organism in Eukaryota, Apicomplexa, Conoidasida, Eucoccidiorida, Sarcocystidae.